Messenger RNA from Corythoichthys intestinalis (scribbled pipefish), 615 nucleotides. RefSeq names its product thioredoxin b (gene txnb). The record is from RefSeq and is a predicted model, not a curated record. Gene Ontology annotation, cellular component: cytosol. NCBI's taxonomy places the organism in Eukaryota, Metazoa, Chordata, Actinopteri, Syngnathiformes, Syngnathidae. Bases 141 to 461 code for a protein of 106 amino acids. The transcript has 5 exons. Gene Ontology annotation, molecular function: protein-disulfide reductase activity.
GUGGGCGUGUUCACGAUGACGCAAUGAGAAGGAGUUUCAAAACCGCCGUGACUACGCAUAUUCGAAGCCACACCAGCCUGCUUGCCGCCUUCGAAUUAUUGACCCAAGCACGCUGUAUUCCCUUCUACUAAACCGUCAACAUGGUUAAACAGGUCCAGAGCCUUGAAGAGUUUGAGGAAAUCCUGAAAACAAGUGGAGAUAAGUUGGUUGUGGUGGACUUCACCGCCACAUGGUGUGGACCAUGCAGGAUGAUCAGCCCCAAGUUUGAGGAAUUCUCACAUACGUACACAAACGUGGUUUUCAUCAAGGUCGACGUGGAUGAAUGUGAUGACGUGGCUCAGAAGCAUGGAAUCAGCGCCAUGCCCACGUUCCUGUUUUUCAAAAACGGAAAAAAGGUAGAUGAUUUCACAGGGGCCAACGCAGACAAACUACUUGAAAGGAUUCAGAAAUACUUAAAUUGACAAUAAAAGCUUUAUUCCAACCAGAAUCAUCCUGUUAAUUCAGUGCGCGUCUUGAGUCGGUUCAAUGAAACGUUGGCUUGACUUGCUCAGAAAUGACUUUCUGUGUGUGUUGUUGCCUGCAACGUUAAUUUAAUAAAGAAUUUGGGACCCUUCA